AUGAGUGUAGAGUGGAAAUCAGCUCUCCGUCUUCAAAUCGAAGCCCUUGCGAAGCGAAAUGAUCUGCACAGAAAAUCAUCAGAAGAAGAAAUCAAGAAACGAAUUGUUGAUAUGGACAGGAGAAUCGUGAAACUAAGAGAAUUGGUAUCCACAAGUGCUAACGAUGCUGCAAUAUUUUACUUGGAAUGUGUCUGCCAUGCAGACGAAACAGAACGUCUUCUGAAUCGAGAAAGUUCAGUGGAGAAAGAGAAGAAAUGGAGGAAAAUGAAACGAAAACCCAGUUCGCAAAUUGGCCCAACAGAAUCCCGCACAGUUUCUUCUCUUCCAAGUGUGUCCCCUCCUGAUGUCAUCCAAACUAUCAAUGUAUCCACACUAGAAGCUCAAGAUCAAAUGCCACAAAGGCCUCACUGGUGGGAUCAAUUUCAAAUCUACAGAAGAACAGAUCUCCUAAGAUUCUCCAAACAAAACGACAGAAGAGAACUAUGGAGAACGCAAAAGGAUUUCUUCUUGACAUGUCUUGGAUUCAUGGUUGGCGUUGGACAUACAAUGAGGUUUCCAGCAAAAGUAUACCAACAUGGAGGAGUAUUUUUGCAUUUAUCAUUAGGACAGUACACAGGACAAGCUGCAAAUACAGCGUUUUCGAAGUUGAUGCCAAUUGGAUCUGGUGUUGGGUGGGCUCUUGUUGUCAUUGCAAUACCCGUCGCGGUUUAUUACAAUAUCAUUGUUGCUUGGGCGAUUCAUUACUUUUUCCAAUCAGCUAAAGGACUUUUGUUGGGCGAUGAGUUGCCUUGGGAGACUUGUAGAGACGUAUGCUUGCUUGUUAUCUUUGCGAUUUUAAUUUGUAUAUACAGUUCUGAAGUGCUGUCUCUAUCGACAUUUGGAGAUUUUGCUCUUGGCCCCUUACAAUCUCAUUUAGUGCUCUCACUAGCGGCCGCCUGGCUUUUAGUGUUUUUUGGUGUGUUCAAAGGGCUCGGAUCUAUUGCUCAAACGAUGAAUGUCACUGCUACAGUACCUUAUCUACUGCUGUCAAUCUUGUUACUGCGUGGAAUCAGUCUUCCUGGUGCCAACAAAGGACUGUCUUUCUUUUUCACGGUGGAUAGUACUAAACUUUGGAAGUGGCAAAUUUGGAAAUCAGCUGCUGAGCAGGUAUUUUAUGAACUUGGAAUUGACGCGGGGCCUCUUAUUUCAAUGGCAGCAUUUUCAAGGUACCGAAAUAAUGUGUACAGAGAUUCAGUGCUUCUUGUAAUAAUGGACGCCCUAACCUCGAUUCUAUCUGGGAUGGUCAUAUUUUCAUUUGUUGGUUUCAUCGCGAGCGAGUCCAACAGCAACGUCAACGAUGUUUUGAAACAUGACCCUCUUUAUCUCUCGUUUACUGUAUAUCCAGGUGUGACAUCAUUUAUGUACUGGGGUGGGCUCUGGGCGACGAUGUUUUUUGGGAUGUUAGUUAUGGCAGCGUUGGACGCUGAAUUUGCAUGGUUGGAAAUGAUUGCUUCUGCAUUCAUGAACCAUUUUUCUACCAAAAACAAGGCUGUGGAAAACCGUCUGCUAGCAUUUUUGUGUCUGGUUGGAUUUUUCUUUGGACUCCCAUUAUGUGCACAGGUACUAAAGUGUAUAUUAACUCAACUCAUUUUGAUAUUUCAGGGCGGAAUAUUUGUGUUUCAUGCUAUUGAAAACUUAAACGCGAACUGGAACUCGUUCUCAUUGGCGUUGUUAUCAGUGGCCAUUGUUUGUUAUGUUUAUGGAAUUGACAACUAUCUCACUGAUAUUUCUGGCAUGCUUCGAGUACCCAGAAUUCCGAUAUCGAAGGCAAUACGGUUUAGGUUUAAGGACAAAAUAGUUUCUAUUCUGGGCCCUGGCGGAAUCUACAUCAAGUUUUCAUUGUGUUUCAUUUGCCCUGUAAUUUUGACAGUUUUACUAGUCGCAUCUGUGCUCGGCUACCAAAGAAUUUCAUUUGCGGGCCGCCCAAUUCCAAUUGACUAUGAAAUCGUUGCAUGGGUAGUGAUGAUUGGACCUCUUUUAGUAGUCCCACUGGUUGCAUUCUUACAAGUUCGACAAAUUCGAAACGAAGGAAAACUACUGAAAUCACUCUUCGAUACUUCCGAGUGGCGAGAAAAUCCAGAUGAUCUUCUAGAGCCUAAAGAUGCCUACAUGAAACAGGAUAGUAAAUACGAAAGUCCUCCAAAUCGGCGGAGAACACCUACAAUAUUCACUCACCGAGAAAACACUUAUAUGUACAUUGAUUCUCGUGGACCAACAGUAAGGUCAAGAGUGUUCCCAAUGGGUGCUCCUCUGGAUCCGUAUGGUUGGAAACUUGGAAGACUGAGAGAUCACCAGCAACAUAUUGAAGAAGUGGAGUCCAACUAUUCCGAAGAAGGAUCCACCACUAACAAUUCUUUUAUGGCGUCUACCGUAAAACAUAAUGAUGAUGUGGAGCUGACACUUUUCGGAUCGCCACCUGCUAUUAUGGGAGAUGAAGAUAAGAAUAUGGUUACAAAGUUUUCGGAAUCUAUGCCGGUAAAUUACAAGUGUAGAAAUGAACAAGCGGCGCCAGUACAGUCAAGAAGAGAACCGAGACUCGGUCGAAUGGCUAGAAAGACAAGGAGAAAGAGAAGUAGUCCAUCUGCAUCUGACCCUCCUGUCCCGACUAGCCCUCUACCACCACCUCCUCGUCUCUAUCACUGCAAAUCAGAACCACCCAUGAUGCGUUCAGAGGAGGAACACGGUACACCAAAAAUCAUCACACCUGAUGGCUCUUGCUCAAUAUCCGAUUCUUCUGACGACUCAUCAGAUGAUAAUAUCCGGCGAGCUACAGUAAUUCGUCGAAAAACCUCCGAUGACGACGCAUUCACUCAAAUCUCCACAGCAGAAUCAAUUUCAAUCACACCUUUGGACUUUCCAAGACAACGAUCAUUAAGUUCUGUUGCAAUUUACGAUCAGGAGCAGAAAAAUGGAAGGUCGAAAGUUUUGUCACAGUUGAAACGCCCCACUCCAAUUGUUAUGCCACCAAAAUAA
This is a messenger RNA of Caenorhabditis briggsae, 3012 nucleotides long. It is a transcript of the gene Cbr-snf-12, whose product is annotated as Protein CBR-SNF-12. Bases 1 to 3012 code for a protein of 1003 amino acids. The record is from RefSeq and is a predicted model, not a curated record. Gene Ontology annotation, cellular component: membrane. Gene Ontology annotation, biological process: sodium ion transmembrane transport. The transcript has 11 exons. NCBI's taxonomy places the organism in Eukaryota, Metazoa, Nematoda, Chromadorea, Rhabditida, Rhabditidae.